Rhineura floridana is the source of this 2824-nucleotide messenger RNA. It is a transcript of the gene FAM111A, whose product is annotated as FAM111 trypsin like peptidase A. Lineage: Eukaryota; Metazoa; Chordata; Lepidosauria; Squamata; Rhineuridae. The transcript is spliced from 4 exons. The record is from RefSeq and is a predicted model, not a curated record. The coding region runs from base 1 to 1329 and encodes 442 amino acids.
AUGCGGCCCCAACCUCACUGUCACCCCCUCCCCGUCCUGGGGAGCUGGUGGCUUUUUUCUACAGGAGAAACCAUAAAGGCUGCCCUGUGCAAAGAUGGUCGCUUCAUACCUGAGCUAGAGGAAAAAGACUGGAAACUGAUGGAAGGUAACAAGGCCAUACCUAACACUCAUUCAGUUAACAGGUUAUCUAACAGGACCUUUUAUGUGGAAGUGGAGAAACAUGCUAAAUCUGGUGGUGGUCCAAAUAAGGAAUUGGUUCCUCAGGCCUCUCAAAAGCUCAGAACCUUCCAUUAUUUUAAACCUCAUCUCCUGGACUGCUAUCCUAGCUUGAAGAAACAAAAAGACAUCAUUGAUGACUUUUUUGCAAAUGCCAAGAAGCAACACAAGCAGCCAAAUGAUAUCCUGAAAGUGUACAAAACACAUUACAGCAAGGAGAUAAAGAAUGCCACUCCAAUUAAGAUGGUAAAGAUCCAGGCUAAUCUCAGUCGUUCAGUUGGGUAUAUAGAAUGGGGCAUUACUGGAAAGGAGGGUUCUGCCACUUGCUUUGUUUUAUGCAAUAGAUACAUACUAACCUGCCACCAUGUGGUAGGGAUGAUAGUUGGAGAUGGGAUUGAAGAAAAGGAAUGGGCAGUCAAAAUGAGCAAGUCGGCCCGUGUGACUUUCUCCUAUGAAGACAACCAUCCUAAGGAAGAAGACUGGUUUUCACUUGAGGAGUGGCUUGAAAUAUCAGAUAAAGAUCUUGAUUUUGCCGUCCUGCAACUGAAGGAAAAUGAAAAUGAAAGCAAACUUCCAGAAGGCCUGGUGCCAUUUACUUACCCUCCACCAUUUGUUGGUAUUCUUUACAUCAUUGGUCAUCCAGAUGGAGAAACAAAGUCUCUGGAUAGCUGUUCUGUUGUCACUGUAUGUCAGCGUCAGCAGGAGUGUGACUGUCGUUAUCAGCAGGGCCAGGAGGCAGAAUGCAACAACUUUAACUGUGGCUACCAUGCCGAGGGUAGCCGCUGCAUCCAUAUGCUCAGUCCAAGAGUUUACUCAGAAGUAAUCAAUAAACUUGAUGUAGUUACCUAUGAUACCUCUUUCUUCUGGGGAUCAUCAGGUUCACCUGUAUUUGACAAAAAUGGAAACCUUGUUGCAGUGCAUGCUGCUGGUUACCAUUAUAGAGGCAAAUCCAAGCAGCGCAGCAUAAUUGAAUUCGGCUAUUCAAUGAAGUCAAUCCUUUCAGUAAUUGAAAAGAAACAUAAAUGUUGGUAUGACUCUCAAAUUGUUUCUGGUAUACAGACUGGUCCUGAUACAGGAGAAGCUGCCUCAGGUGAACCUAUGGAGAUAGAUUAAAAUAUCUACCGUCUAUGGUGCCCCCUGGUGGUUGUGGAAGAGCACCUUUUUGGCAGAGGCACCUGGCAUCUUUGUCUUUCCUGUGCCAUGUUUUUGUGUAUAUCUAUAUUGGGAUUGUGUAUUGUGGAGUCUAUGAAUGACUGUUUGUUUGGUCCUUAGUUCUUCUUUCUUGCUUGCCUCUAUCUGCCUUGCUUCAUGCAGUCCACCUAAACUGAAGGCCACAAGCCCUGAAGGUGCUGGAGCAUCAGCUUUGGAUAGGUCGAUUACGACUUAUGACGACCCUAUGAAUCAGUGACUUCCAAUAGCAUCUGUCAUGAACCACCCUGUUCAGAUCUUGUAAGUUCAGGUCUAUGGACCUGAUUCCUUUAUGGAAUCAAUCCAUCUCUUGUUUGGUCUUCCUCUUUUUCUAUUCCCUUCUGUCUUUCCCAGCAUUAUUGUCCUUUCUAGUGAAUCAUGUCUUCUCAUGAUGAGUCCGAAGUAUGAUAACCUCAGUUUCAUCAUAUUAGCUUCUAGUGAUAGUUCUGGUUUAAUUUGUUCUAACACACAAUUGUCUUUUUCGCAGUCGAUGGUAUGCGCAAAGCUGUCCUCCAACAUCACAUUUCAAAUGAGUUGAUUUUUCUCUUACCCACUUUUUUCACUGUCCAACUUCCACAUCCCAUACAUAGAGAUCGGGAAUACCAUGGUCUGAACAAUCCUGACUUUAGUGUUCAGUGAUAUAUCUUUGCAUUUGAGGACCUUUUCUAGUUCUCUCACAGCUGCCCUCCCCAGUCCUAGCUUUCUUCUGAUUUCUUGACUAUUGUCUCCAUUUUGGUUAAUGACUGUGCCAAGGUAUUGAUAAUUCUUGACAAGUUCAACGUCCUUUUUGUUAACUUUAAAGUUACAUAAAUUUUCUGUUGUCAUUACUUUAGUAACUUUGGAAACCCUAUGAACAGAAUAUCCAAAAUGCUCUCAUAUUACUGAAUUACAAAUGAUACAUUGUAAUCUCGUUCUGUUGACCUGGAGGCUAGGCACAACUGUUGUGCAGUUUGCCUUGGUGUAGAGCAGAGAUAACCAAUGCGGUACCUUCCAGAUGUUGGACUACAUCCCCCAUCAUCCCUGACUAUUGGCCAUGCUGGCUGGAGCCAAUGGGAUCUGGAGUCCAAUAACAACCAAAGGGCACAAUUUUGGCUACUCCUAGUUUAGAGAUAAGAGUGGGAGCCCUUUUGAAAUGGCUGCACUAAUGAUACAGUGUGUAAACGUGUGUGCAUAUAUAUAUAAUUUAUCCAAAAUGUUUGUUUUGCCAAUGCAAUCUAUAAUCUUUUCAAUGCUAUUCAUAUUUUUAUUCUGUUGUUGGUUCAUAAUCUCAUUAAUCAUUGAUUAGCAUAUGUAAAUAUAUAUCAGAUUACUUUAAGGUAUUUUCUAAAUUACUUUAAGUUGCUGUAGUUUCAAAUAUUUUUGUUUUAUUUUCUAUCAGUUCAUUGUUUCAUAACACCAUUAAGCUUUGUACAUCAAUAAA